Molecule: messenger RNA, 934 nt
Organism: Magnolia sinica
Lineage: Eukaryota; Viridiplantae; Streptophyta; Magnoliopsida; Magnoliales; Magnoliaceae
Exons: 3
Coding region: 391-735 (114 amino acids)
Biological process (GO): translation
Cellular component (GO): ribosome
Molecular function (GO): structural constituent of ribosome; 5S rRNA binding
Source: RefSeq, a predicted model, not a curated record
ACGGGGAGGAUUUCCACAAACAUCACUGUGGCCCCACCCAGCAUCCUUGCGCAGGAACUUUCUUAGAAAGGCUUUAGCAGGGAAUCAGCGUCCCCCCUGUGUUUCUCUGCGUCGAGCCAAACCAUCUCUCCGUAGCUCACACCCUUUCCCACCCAUACCCUACUCUCGAAGAAGAAGAAAAGAGGGUCCCAAAGAUGCUUAGACAUACAGCCAAUGAACAACGGGAGACCCCGAUACUGAGAAGGGAAGGACCCUGCUUUGUAAUUCAGAGCCAAAGCUACUUGUUCGACGUCUCUCUCUUGCAAGCGAAUCACGUCAGACUUGUUCCAAUUAAUCUUUUUCCCUGACACCACUUGGAACCAUCUCAAGUUAACCUUCAGGGAAUCAGUAAUGGUUAUCCCACCCCCAGUCAGGCCACCAAGAAUUAUGAAGUAUCUCAAGCCGUAUGUCUUGAAGAUGCACUUCACAAACAAGUUCGUGAGUGCCCAAGUCAUUCACACACCGACGGCUACAGUGGCCUCUUCCGCCAGCUCACAAGAGAAGCUGCUGAGGGAGGGCAUGGAAUGCACCCGGGAUGUUGCUGCUGCUGCAAAGAUCGGUAAGCUCCUCGGCGAGAGGUUGCUGCUCAAAGACAUCCCUGCAGUUUCCAUUUUCUUGAAGAGAGAGCAAAAGUACCAUGGUAAGGUGAAGGCUGUUAUUGAUUCCAUGCGGGAAGCAGGUGUGAAACUGAUCUGAGCACCCUCUUUGGUUUUUGCUCAGGAACUGUUAGAACAGGCUCGCCCUUUUCUCAUAUGAACUUGUUUUGGUUCAAGAAUGUACUUGUUUGGUGGGCCUUGGAAGAUCUAGCGACCAUCGGUGUUUUAUGAACUAUGGAGUGAACAGUGAGGUGACCAUGUUGCAAUGAUACUUACAGAGGCUGCGUUUGGAUGCACUA